Messenger RNA from Pyrus x bretschneideri (Chinese white pear), 2620 nucleotides. Its product is annotated as chaperone protein ClpB1. The transcript has 9 exons. The record is from RefSeq and is a predicted model, not a curated record. Bases 170 to 2170 code for a protein of 666 amino acids. Gene Ontology annotation, biological process: cellular response to heat. Gene Ontology annotation, cellular component: cytoplasm. Gene Ontology annotation, molecular function: ATP binding; ATP hydrolysis activity. Lineage: Eukaryota; Viridiplantae; Streptophyta; Magnoliopsida; Rosales; Rosaceae.
GUUUUUGAGAUUUUAACGUUGUUUCGUAAAAAUUAGGGCUUUCUCUUCCCUUCGUCCCUCCCCUCUUCCUUGUUCAUUAACCAAAAUUGAAACAUCCGUCUGCGUAAUUUCUGUCGGAUUAGAGUGAAAUUUCGUUUCGUGGCUGAGAAAAGUUGUAGGUGUGGCAGAGAUGGGUACAGAGCAGUGGAUGGGGGAGUUUGUUAAGAAGCUCCAGGUUGAAGAUCAGGAGAAGUUGGAGCUGGCUUAUGGUGUUGAAAUCGAAGCCGAGGCAGUGAUAGUUGCUUCCCGCAUCAUCAUGCAAUACCCCGAUGUUUUUCAGUUCAAUAGUAGUGGAGGAGAAUUCGAUGACACCCGGAAGGAAAUUUUGCAAAAUAAGGUUGUUGAGCUUUUAGAGGAAGCUUGUGGAAAAUUGAGGCAUAAAUUUGAGUAUUCUAGACAAGAAGAGGAUGAUCUAGAUGUUGGUGAGUACCAGUUGCAUCGCACACUAGUUGAGUUAAACGAAAUCAAGAAAGAAAGAGAUCCAUCCACACAAAAGUGGAGUGAUCGUUUGACAAAGGAACAUGAAGAAUUGAAGGUUAUGUGGAACCAGUUGGAGAUGAACUGGAUGCAAGUAAAAACUUCACGGCAGAGAUAUGACAUCAGAGCUCGAGAGGCGCUGUUGUUGGAAAGGAUGCAUGAAAGGUUGGUCUUUUGUAUAAAUGAGGCAAGACUAAAGAUGGUGAACAGUUUCUCUGGGAUGUUGCAAUGGUUUGAUGACCAUGUGACCGAGCUUUUAUAUACAACUCGCAAAGAUUUUAAGCAUGAGCUAACCGUUAGCCCGCAUGUUGUUGCGAAGGCGGCAAGCCCCUUGAUUAAUGCUCCACCGCCAUUGUUGCUUUCUGAACCAACACUGCCUAAGAACCUUGAACAAAGAAUUGCUAAGAGGGUAGUUGGGCAAGAACAUGUUCUACUUGCAAUAACUGCUGCUCUAUCAAAGCAGAGGCCUGAGCAACGCCCUAUUGGAUCCUUCCUCUUCAUGUGCGGCUCCGGUUAUGGGAGGACAGAAAUGGCCAAAUCUGUAGCCGGACUACUUUUUGAUAACAAAGACAUGAUAGCAGAGUUUGACCUGGCAAAAUACUCAGGUCCAAAUUCUUUCUCACGCCUCGUUGGACUUCUUUCUAGUCAUGUGGAGCCGGGCAUGAAGAGGGAGCGCUCAGAGGCUGUUAAGAAGAGGCCUAUAGGUGUCAUUUUGUUUGACAAUGUUGACAAGGCUCAUGAAUCUGUUAUUGACAUUCUGACCGAGAUUAUAGGUUUUGGUCAUCUAAUAGAUGGUCAAGGGAACAUUGUUGACUUCACUAAAACAUUGAUAAUCAUGACAACAAAUGUUGGAUGUGAUAAAUACUGGCCAUGGAAUUGCAAAUGUGCAGAUGAAGUUCAGAAGUUUCCCGUCAAAGAAGGAUUAUAUGAUGAUGAAUGGGAAACAAAACACAAUUUAUGUUACCUUUCUCUUCUGAGGGAGGCAAAACAGCAUUUCAGACCUCAGUUGCUUGAAUAUUUGGAUGAUGUGAUUGGAAUUAGGUCUCUAUCUGUUCAGCAGUUGAAGGCGGUUGCUAGACUGCAGCUAAGGGACAUUGCCAGCUGCAUGACGCAGAAGGGCCUCAUUAUAUACCCAUCUGAAGCUGCAUUAGAUAUUAUCAUCCAGAGGUCAACUUGGCUUGGAGAUAGAAUCAGAGGUGGAGAGAGAAUAAGGAUGUGGCUUGAAGAGAACUUGGUUCCGCUGCUGUUUGAGAAGCUUGCGAAGACCGGUUUAAAUGAGUUGUCUAUCAUUUAUAUUGAAGCCUCGGUGGAGACAAACCACUUGUCCUACAGCUGGGCAAAUUGUGGACAUUCAUUGGAUGAACAAAAUAUGAACCAAUUAACAUACUUAAGAGAUUUGAGAUUGAUGUACCGUAAAGAGAAAGAACGAGCAAAGAAUGUCUAUGUUCUAAGAAAACUUCACAACAGAUUAAUCGCAAGUGCCAAUGCUGAAUUGGGUCAUGUUACUGCUGUUGUUCAAGAGCUGGUUAAUACAGUUCAUGAUCUAGUUACAAUUCCCAGCGGUAUCAAGUCUUUGCUCGACAAUCCUAAAAUGGUGGCGGAGGCAGCCUUGAACGAGGACGAGGUUAGGCAGAACAAGAGGGCUAAAACAUGAAGCAAGGAUCGAGUUGCUCGGAGAUUGAAUUACGAAAGUUUUGAUCGAGUAGCUCAUUGUAUGGAGAAUCCGGAAAUGUGAUCUUUUACCCUUCUUCAGAUUGCAAUUUGCUAACUUGCUUUUUCGGGUUCAACUCUUCUAACGAUGCGAAUCUUGCUGCACCCCCUUUGUCAAAAGGACUCGGCAUAGACAGGAUCAGCUGCCCGGAGUCCUGCGCUGUUUAGUUCGCAAAGCUGGCCGAAGUUUCAUGCAGAUGUAAAAUACUAACUUAUCAGACUAACCAAAGUGUUUUUUUUGGGCCAAGUUUUACAGAAGAAUUUUCUAUGGAGUUUCACAAUUUUUAGCUUCAGUGUAAAUAUUUAAUUUGAUCGACAUUACUGUAAAUCCGUAUUUACUUUUACCCCAGGUAAGGGUCAACUCCAAGCCGAUCGAAUGCAUGUAUUUGUUACA